UAUAGUCAGAUGUCAAAUACAGCGGAGAGAGUGGUAAACAAAACAAAGAGCCUACGAUUAUUGGCUCGAUUGAACAUACACACGCCUAAAGCGAAUAAAAAAAAUAAAUGGUCAUGCUGAAUACGCAUGAUAUAAAGCUUGAUAUAAAUAAAUCAUUGGCGAUAAAAUCAGAAUUCGGCGCAUUUACCGAUCUCGCAGUUCGCAACGCGAGGAAGUGAAAUUAAUCGCGAUUCAGCCAGCAACAUGAACGGUGUCUUCGUUCUGAGCUUAUUGUGCCUCGUAUUACCGUACGAAAGUACAGGAUUUUUGAACGUAUAUCCAAAACUGAAGGAAUUUAGCCUCACUGAUGGAGAGGAUGCAGGCACACCGCUUUUCCUGACUCCUUUGAUAGAAAAUGGAAAAAUCGAAGAAGCACGAACAAUGGCUAACGUCCAACAUAAAGAGAUGGGUGAUGUUAGCAGUUACUCUGGUUAUUUCACAGUUAAUAAAAAGUACAAUUCCAAUCUUUUCUUCUGGUUCUUCCCAGCUACGCAUAAUCCAAAGACUGCACCAGUAAUAUUAUGGCUACAAGGUGGACCAGGUGCAACUUCAAUGUUCGGUCUUUUUAUGGAAAAUGGCCCAUUCAGUGUAACUGCUAAUAAAACUUUACAAAUGCGGAAAUACUCAUGGACCUUGGCACAUAAUGUAAUAUACAUUGAUAAUCCAGUUGGUACAGGCUACAGUUUUACUGAUAAUGAGAAGGGAUAUGCCAGGAAUGAAACAGACGUAGGAAGAGAUCUUCAUACUGCCCUGGUACAAUUUUUCCUGUUAUUCCCAGAAUUACAAAAUAAUGAUUUCUUUGUCACCGGUGAAUCAUAUGGUGGGAAGUAUGUGCCAGCAGUGUCUCAUGCUAUUAAAGAUUAUAAUAUCAAAGCAGAAACAAAAAUAAAUUUGAAAGGUCUAGCCAUUGGUAAUGGAUUAUGUGAUCCAGAAAAUCAAUUGCUAUAUAGUGAUUAUUUGUAUCAAAUUGGGUUAAUAGAUCUAAAUGGAAAGGCCAUAAUGCAAAAAUAUGAACAAAAAGCUCGCGAAUUUAUUAAAGAGAAACAAUUUGUCAAGGCUUAUGAGAUUUUUGAUUUACUCCUUAAUGGUGAUUUAACUAAUGCUCCAUCUUUAUUUCACAAUUUAACUGGUUUUGAUUAUUAUUACAACUAUUUAACUACUAAAGACAACAAUGAUUCUAAUUGGAUGUCCGAGUGGAUUCAGAGAGUCGAUGUAAGAUAUGCUAUACAUGUAGGUAACAAUACUUUUAACUACGAAGCCUCCAAUGUUGAAGAGUAUCUAAAAGAAGACGUUAUGCAAUCUAUAAUAGUUCUUUUAAAGGAUCUUCUGAAACACUAUAGAGUGCUUAUCUAUAAUGGACAAUUGGAUAUUAUUGUGGCAUAUCCACUCACAGAGAACUAUAUACAAAAGAUGGAAUGGUCUGGAGCAGAUAAAUAUGCGAAAGCACAGAGAAAAUUCUGGAUGGUCGGUAAAGAAUUAGCAGGUUACAAAAAUGUUGACAAUUUAACAGAGGUUCUGGUACGAAAUGCAGGCCACAUGGUUCCUUAUGAUCAACCAAAAUGGGCAUUAGACCUAAUUACCCGUUUCACUCAUAAUAAAAAAUUUUAAAUAAUUACUUAUAACAUAAGAGAUAUGUGAUAUAGGUUGCAAAUGUAUAUUUUAUAUAUAUAUAUAUAUAUCUAGACAUUUAAUAUAUAAAUAUAAGACAAUGUAUCACAAUAAUAUGUAAAAUGCUCUAAAAAGCUUAAGUCACAGUAAAAAAUGAACACAAUAGA
This is a messenger RNA of Nylanderia fulva, 1814 nucleotides long. RefSeq names its product venom serine carboxypeptidase. Gene Ontology annotation, biological process: proteolysis. Gene Ontology annotation, molecular function: serine-type carboxypeptidase activity. The record is from RefSeq and is a predicted model, not a curated record. NCBI's taxonomy places the organism in Eukaryota, Metazoa, Arthropoda, Insecta, Hymenoptera, Formicidae.